Molecule: messenger RNA, 944 nt
Organism: Physcomitrium patens
Lineage: Eukaryota; Viridiplantae; Streptophyta; Bryopsida; Funariales; Funariaceae
Product: nucleoside diphosphate kinase 1
Biological process (GO): CTP biosynthetic process; UTP biosynthetic process; GTP biosynthetic process
Molecular function (GO): nucleoside diphosphate kinase activity
Source: RefSeq, a predicted model, not a curated record
CCCUAGACGCGGCUGUCGGAGUCUGUAUUUCUGCUUCAGCGUGGCAGAGAUUCAGGAUUUUCUCAUAAGAGCACCGCGCGUGAUUCAUCAUCUGCACUCUUGUUGUCUCAUUUUCGCAACUGAGACAUCUCUCUACCUCGUCGUGCCCUCUCUCUUCCUCCGUCGCAAUGGCGAAUUCCGAGGUCACCUUCAUCAUGAUCAAGCCCGACGGCGUUCAACGCGGCCUUAUUGGAGACAUCAUCUGCAGGUUCGAGAAGAAGGGUUUCUUUCUCAAAGCCAUGAAGAUGGUGCAGGUUGAGAGAUCUUUCGCGGAGAAGCACUACUCCGAUCUGUCGACGAAGUCGUUUUUUGGAUCUUUGGUGGAGUACAUCGUCUCCGGACCCGUGGUCGCCAUGGUGUGGCAAGGUAAGGGAGUUGUGGCAACCGGACGUAAGAUCAUCGGAGCCACGAACCCCGCCGCGUCUGAGCCCGGAACAAUCCGCGGAGACUACUGCAUCGAAGUGAGCAGGAACAUUAUCCACGGAAGUGACGCAGUGGAGAGCGCCCAGAAGGAGAUUGCCCUGUGGUUCCCCGAUGGCAUCAUUGACUGGCGCAGCGCCAAUCACUCCUGGAUCUACGAGAACUAGGCAGUGCAAAUAUUUAUAUGUUUUGGAGAUACGUGUAAAUUGAGGUUUAGGGCUGUCCGAUGUUUGAUUCGUUUAUCACAAUUCUUGCUUCUAUCAGUACAUUAUUUUUGGAAUUCGUUUUGUCGUUUUCGGUCGGUGAAGUAGCGUGUUUGCCAUUGUUGAGAACAUAAAUUUUAGCCGGCGCUCUCCAUAAUAUUUACUGUAGAGUCUAGUGGGGAAGAACUGUUUAUCUUCUCCCUUUCUCCUCUUUCUCCUCUUGUACACGAGACACAACCAGAUCAACAGAUUUUUAUGUGUGAUGCUCUCUCUCCUUAGAAA